AAGUCGGAAGCAGAGGUCCAAAUUGCGCGUGGUGGCCAUGGCGGCCAGCGGGGCUGUGGAACCAGGGCCCCCGGGGACUGCCGUCGCCCCGUCACCCGCCCUGGCCCCGCCGCCCGCCCCUGAUCACUUGUUCCGGCCCAUCAGCGCCGAGGACGAGGAGCAGCAGCCCACCGAAAUCGAAUCGCUAUGCAUGAAUUGUUACUGCAAUGGCAUGACGCGCCUCCUGCUCACCAAGAUUCCCUUCUUCAGAGAAAUAAUCGUGAGCUCCUUUUCUUGCGAGCACUGUGGCUGGAACAACACGGAGAUCCAGUCGGCAGGCAGGGUCCAGGACCAGGGAGUACGCUACACUUUGACCGUCAGGGCUCCGGAGGACAUGAAUAGAGAAGUGGUGAAGACUGACUCUGCUACCACAAGGAUUCCCGAGCUAGAUUUUGAAAUUCCUGCCUUUAGCCAGAAAGGAGCUCUGACCACUGUUGAAGGAUUGAUCACCCGUGCUAUCUCUGGCCUGGAGCAGGACCAGCCAGCACGAAGGGCAAACAAAGAUGCUACAGCUGAAAGAAUUGAUGAGUUCAUUGUCAAACUAAAGGAGCUAAAGCAAGUAGCCUCCCCUUUCACUCUGAUCAUUGAUGAUCCCUCAGGGAACAGCUUUGUGGAAAACCCACAUGCUCCUCAGAAAGAUGAUGCCCUGGUGAUCACACACUACAACCGGACCCGACAUCAGGAAGAGAUGCUGGGGCUCCAAGAAGAAGCACCAGCAGAGAAGCCAGAAGAGGAAGAUCUCAGAAAUGAAGUGCUCCAGUUCAACACAAACUGCCCAGAAUGCAAUGCCCCCGCUCAGACCAACAUGAAGCUAGUACAAAUCCCUCACUUUAAGGAGGUUAUCAUCAUGGCUACCAACUGCGAGAACUGUGGACAUCGGACCAAUGAGGUGAAAUCUGGAGGAGCAGUAGAACCCUUGGGCACCAGGAUCACCCUCCACAUCACAGAUCCCUCAGAUAUGACCAGAGACCUCCUCAAGUCUGAGACUUGCAGUGUGGAAAUCCCAGAGCUAGAAUUUGAACUGGGAAUGGCCGUCCUUGGGGGCAAGUUCACCACACUGGAAGGGCUGCUGAAAGACAUCCGAGAACUGGUGACCAAAAAUCCUUUCACACUGGGUGACAGUUCAAAUCCUUGCCAGAAAGAGAGACUGCAGGAGUUUAGCCAGAAGAUGGACCAGAUCAUCGAAGGUAACAUGAAGGCCCACUUUAUUAUGGAUGAUCCAGCAGGAAACAGUUACUUGCAGAAUGUGUAUGCACCUGAAGAUGAUCCUGAGAUGAAGGUGGAGCGUUACAAGCGCACCUUUGACCAAAAUGAGGAGCUAGGGCUCAAUGACAUGAAGACAGAGGGCUAUGAGGCAGGCCUCGCUUCACAGCGGUAGCAGUGGGGGCUCAAGGGCCAGCCGCCAGUGCUGCUCUUUCUAUAGGUUAUUUAUUAGUAUCAGAAGAAGGCUGGGAGUGUCCUCCCCACCAGCCCUUGCCCAUGGUGGGGAGGACAUCUGGUCUGAGUCAGAGAUCUAUGCACACUUUCUAAACAGCUUGUCAUGUAAGUGUGAGCCUAUUGUGUCACUUGACCUUAUUUUGGAAGUUUUGAAUUGGCCUAGGAGGAAACCCAGAAAUGAACCAGGGGUAUGUCAUUACCACUUUUUUCAUAGCAAGUCCUUACCCUCCCUCCACUUAAUGCUCUGUUCUCUAAGGUUAGAACUCUGAAGUCGGAGAAGGUGGAAUACAGUUACACCUGGA
Molecule: messenger RNA, 1778 nt
Organism: Rhinopithecus roxellana (golden snub-nosed monkey)
Lineage: Eukaryota; Metazoa; Chordata; Mammalia; Primates; Cercopithecidae
Gene: ZPR1
Product: ZPR1 zinc finger
Exons: 14
Coding region: 38-1417 (459 amino acids)
Biological process (GO): Cajal body organization; positive regulation of protein import into nucleus; axon development
Cellular component (GO): cytoplasm; Cajal body; nucleus
Molecular function (GO): zinc ion binding; translation initiation factor binding
Source: RefSeq, a predicted model, not a curated record